CAAAGCCAACGUAUCUGAGUCCAUAAAUAAGUCAGGCAUAAACCCAGGGAGAGGAGACGACGAUCAAUCGUCCAUAGUUCCCCAAACCCCUAAACGACGGGUCGUUCCCUUCCAAAUCUGCCCUUUCCCUCUCCCUCUCCUCACUUCUCACUCAUCCUCAACUCUUCUUUUGCAGAGCUUCUCUUCUCAACCAGGAGACAUGAUUAGGCUAUUCAAAGAAAAGGAAAAGCUGAGAGCACAAAAUGCCAUUGGAGCCUCGCCAUUUACGAAGCAGUCUGCUGGGAAAUUGCGUCUUAAUAAAGAUAUGUCUGAGCUGAAUUUACCAAAAUCUUGUAGCAUUCAUUAUCCUGAUGGCAAGGAUGAGCUGAUGAACUUUGAGGUUACAAUUCGUCCUGAUGAAGGAUAUUACAAAGGUGGUGUGUUUUUGUUUACGUUCCAAGUUGCCCCUAUCUACCCACAUGAAGCACCAAAAGUCAAGUGUAAGACCAAGGUCUACCAUCCGAAUAUUGACUUGGAAGGAAAUGUUUGCCUCAACAUCCUACGAGAAGAUUGGAAACCUGUCCUCAAUAUAAACACUAUCAUUUAUGGACUAUAUCAUCUCUUCACGGAACCAAAUUAUGAAGAUCCACUAAAUCAUGAUGCAGCUGCAGUGUUGAGAGACAACCCAAAGAUGUUUGAAUCUAAUGUAAGAAGGGCCAUGGCCGGUGGGUAUGUGGGGCAAACCUUGUUCCCCCGGUGCACAUAGAUUUCGUUUGGUAGCACCAAAGAGCGCCAAUUGACAUACUAUCAACGUCCGAAAUGCAAAUGUGGUUGUAAUAUUCGUUGCAGAUUGCAUUUUCUUUUUCAAUCAAUUGAGUUGGAGGCUUAAAAUUGUACGUCAUAGUAGCUUUUCGGAAUGCUUUGUAGUAUCUUGUCUUGUCUAAAUAUUGCCUUGUUGUCUUGAA
Molecule: messenger RNA, 944 nt
Organism: Malus domestica (apple)
Lineage: Eukaryota; Viridiplantae; Streptophyta; Magnoliopsida; Rosales; Rosaceae
Product: NEDD8-conjugating enzyme Ubc12-like
Source: RefSeq, a predicted model, not a curated record